UCUAUAUGUCUUUUAUUCAUAUUAGCAAGUCGCGUCGUGCCGAAAUUUCAGCAGGAGCUUGAGAAGUAUCUUGCCUGGGACGAGUACACAUAUUUGUAUGACAUUCAGACAAACAUGCUUGACGAGUUCAUCCAGUGUCUGAAACAAGAAGGAGAAGUAGAGGUGAUUCAUGGACAGGAAAUCAGAUGCGGGACAGAAUCAGAUGAAGAGGAAAUAGAGGACGUGAAGAAUAAGGGGAAGGAGACAGAGCAAGAGGUGAAAGCCGAGGAGAAGUUGGAUACAGAGGAGGAGAAGGUGGAGAAAUUGGAAGAGGAGCUGACAGAAGAGCAGAUGAAGGUAGAGGAGGAGGAAGAGAAGCAGACAGAGGAGAAGGUGGAGCCCGAGGAGGAAGAGCUAAAGGAGGAGCUGAAGACUGCAUCAGAGAUGGAUGCGGAGGAAGGGCUGAAAACAGAGCCGUCGGAGGAGGAACUAAAGGAAGAUAAGGAGGUGGAGACAGGGAAGGUAAAUCUGAGAGCUGAGGAGGAGAAGGAGCCGAAGGCUGCAGUGAUGAAUGCAGAGGAAUGGCUGGAAACAGAGCCGGUGGAGGAGGAGCUAAUGGAAGAUGAGGAGGUGGAUACAGAGAAGGUAGAGUUGAAGGCCAAGGAGGAGGAGGAGCCGAAGGCUGCAGAGAUGAAUGCAGAGGAAGGGCUAGAAGCAGAGCAGUUAGAGGAGGAGCUAGAGGAAGAUAAGGAGGUGGAGACAGGGAAGGUAGAGAUGAAGGCUGAUGAGGAGGAAGAGGAGCUAAAGGCUGCAAUGAUGAAUGCAGAGCCGGUGGAGAAGAUGGGAAUGGAUAAGGGGCAAAUGGAAGAUAAGGAGGUGGACACAGAUGAAGACAAGGUGAGGACACUUGAGCCUGAGGCAGAUGAGGAAAAGGAGGAGACAGAAGAGGAGCUUAAGGCAGUAAGGGAGCCAAUGCUGGGAGAGGAGGAGCAUCAGAUAUUGGAGGAGAAGGUGGAGGCUGAGGAGCUGACAACACAGGAGAUGAAGGCGGAUGAGAUUGAGAAGGAACCACAGGAGAUAGAGAAAGAUGAGAAGGUCCGAGCAGACGAGGAGGAACUUAAGGAGGAGAUGAAGACCGAGAAUGAGGGAGAGAUUUUUGUCGAUAGGAAGCUGAAGGAAGAAAUAACGGACGACAAGGAGAGGAUGAUGACAGGAAAGGAUGCAUUGGUAAUCAUCUCCUUGAACAAUGCCACAAAGGAGAAGAAAGGGGUGGACAAUGAACAGAAGCUUCCAAGAGUGCUUGAGGAAUCAACAGAGUUUGCCGAGUCCUUUUGGAAUGAGAUGUGGAUGGAGAAAGUGAAGUUGGAAGAGGAGGAGGGGCAGACGAAGAUAAAAAAGAUGGAGGACACAAAUGAAAUGGAACAGGAUGUUCCAGAGUUGCAAGACUUUAAAGAGGAGGUAAAGAUGAGCGGAAAAGAUGACGAUAUCAAGAAGGAAAGUAAUGGGGAUAUCACUGACCAGAUAGUCGAUAAUGGAAGGAGACUGAAGUGGUGGAAGACACUUUGCUGUUUUGGUUGGCGAAGGCGUAGGAGGCGCUCUUGA
This is a messenger RNA of Lytechinus variegatus (green sea urchin), 1581 nucleotides long. RefSeq names its product golgin subfamily A member 6-like protein 1. The record is from RefSeq and is a predicted model, not a curated record. Lineage: Eukaryota; Metazoa; Echinodermata; Echinoidea; Temnopleuroida; Toxopneustidae. The transcript has a single exon. The coding region runs from base 115 to 1581 and encodes 488 amino acids.